AUGCGGACAUACACAGGAGAGAAACUCCAUGAGCGCAGUAGUUGUGGGAGGGCCUUCAGUUUUAAUUCACAACUCAUUAUACACCAGGGAAUUCACACAGGAGAGAGCCCCUAUGAAUGCCAUGAAUGUGGGAAAGCCUUCAGUUGGAAAUACCAGCUCAUUUCACACCAGAGAAGUCAUGCAGGACAGAAACCCUAUGGGUGUGAUGAAUGUGGGAGAGCUUUUGGUUUGAAGUCACAGCUCAUUGUACAUCAAAAAACUCACACACGGGCUGGGGAUAAACCAUAUGAAUGCAGUGAAUGUCAGAAAGCCUUCAAUACAAAGUCAAAUCUUAUGGUACAUCAGAGAACUCACACAGGAGAGAAACCCUAUAUCUGUACUGACUGUGGGAAAGCCUUCACAUUCAAUUUGAAGUCACAGCUCAUUGUGCAUCAGAGAAGUCACACAGGAGUGAAACCUUAUGUGUGCAAUGAAUGUAGCAAGGCUUUCAGGAGUAAGUCCUACCUCAUUAUACACAUGCAGACACACACAGGAGAGAAGCCACAUGCCUGCACUGAAUGUGGGAAGUCCUUUACUUUCCAUUCACGGUUAAUUUUGCAUCAUAGAAUUCAUACAGGAGAAAAACCCUUUGAAUGCAGGGAAUGUGGGAAAACUUUUAAUAGGAAAGACCAGCUCAUUGCACAUCAGCAAACUCAUGCAGGCGAAAAACCCUAUGUAUGUAGCAAAUGUGGGAAAGCCUUCAGCAGCAGGUCAUACCUCAUUAUACAUAUGCGGCCUCAUUCAGGAAAGAAACCAUAUGCAUGUAGUGAAUGUGGGAAAGCCUUCAUUUGGAAGUCACUACUCCUUGUACAUGAGUGAACUCAUGUAGGGCAAAACCCUUAUAAAUGCAAUCAGUGUAAGAAGUUCUUCAGUGGGAAAUUACAGCUUGUCAUACAUCAGAGAAUGCACAUACGAGAGAAACCCUAUGUGUGUAGUGAGUGUGAUAAAGCCUUCAUUAGUGGAACACCUGCCACUUCCAUGCACUUUAAGUUGGCUGGUACAGAGCUGGCAGUGGUGGUGGAUGGCCCAGGGACUUUUGCCCCAGAUUCAGGGAAGCUGCUGGUGCCCACUGUACAAGUUGGAGGGUGGUGGGUCAGGCAGGCUGUCACUGCCUCCGCCCAGCUCAGUUUCAUGGGACAGGUUGACAAUCACUACCCUAAAAGCAGGCUCCUUGAAAGCCUAAAGACAUGUCCAAUAAUUUUCCCAAAGAUCCUAAAAAAGGAUCCUCUCCCGGGGGCACAAACCGUCUUCACUGACGGGGCCAAAAAAGGAUUUGCUGUCGUUUCAGAUGGGACCCAAGUCAUCCGCAAGAGAGUGGCCGAUUGUUUGGCCCAAAAAGUGGAGGUUGCAGCCUUAAUAUUGGCCUUACAGACCUAUAGCUCGGUGCCCCUUAAUGUUUUCACAGACAGUCUCUAUAUCGCCAGGCUCGCCUCCGCGAUUGAGACGGCACCUUAUAUUGGAAAACAAUCCACUAUCAUGGAUCAACUACAAAUAGUGCAGCUUCUUAUAUGGGCUAGGCAGACCCCCUCUUCAUAG
Marmota flaviventris (yellow-bellied marmot) is the source of this 1575-nucleotide messenger RNA. Lineage: Eukaryota; Metazoa; Chordata; Mammalia; Rodentia; Sciuridae. The record is from RefSeq and is a predicted model, not a curated record.